Messenger RNA from Sphenostylis stenocarpa, 321 nucleotides. NCBI's taxonomy places the organism in Eukaryota, Viridiplantae, Streptophyta, Magnoliopsida, Fabales, Fabaceae. The record is from the annotation of a GenBank genome assembly.
AUGGAUGUGAAGAAGUACUGGUUUGGUUCAAGAAGUAAAAGGACACAAGACAUCCGGUUAGGUCGGAGCUACACAAAACCUCGCUACGAUGGCACAAAAACAGUGUGGCAGAUGCUUUGGAGAAAACUGAAAAUAUCAGCAGAUAAGAAGAGAGUGUUCAGUUCUCCCACUACGAUGGAGGGUGUUUAUGAUCCACAAACAUACUCAAUGAACUUUGAUCAUGGAAUGGGAUGGAUGGAGCCAGACAACCUCCCACGUUCCUUCUCAGCUCGGUUUGCUGAUCCAUCUAGGAUCUUACCACCAAAGCAUUUGUUGGAUUGA